Vitis riparia (riverbank grape) is the source of this 2112-nucleotide messenger RNA. Its product is annotated as scarecrow-like protein 32. Gene Ontology annotation, cellular component: nucleus. The transcript has a single exon. Lineage: Eukaryota; Viridiplantae; Streptophyta; Magnoliopsida; Vitales; Vitaceae. Gene Ontology annotation, biological process: regulation of DNA-templated transcription. The record is from RefSeq and is a predicted model, not a curated record. Bases 326 to 1663 code for a protein of 445 amino acids. Gene Ontology annotation, molecular function: sequence-specific DNA binding; DNA-binding transcription factor activity.
AACUCUCUCUCUUUCUCUUCCUCUCUCUCUCUCUCUCUCUCUCUCUCUCUCUCUCUCAGACAUGCACAAAAAUUUAACACCAAAACCAUGUCCCAUGUUCUGAUUUCCAACAUCCAAGGCCUCAUAUUUUCUUCAGCUUGCAAGGUCAAAUCUGCAACCAGAUAAUACCCUAGCUAUUCAAUCCCAACCACCAAUAUCGAUUUGACGCGUGUCAUGAAACCGAUCUGAUUGCUGUCUUCCCCGGAGAUACCAGGCCCUCCAUGCACGUAGAAGGGACAAAACCCUAAUUAUUUUUUGGGUAUUCUCAGUCAUCAAGACUGCAGCCAUGAAAGCUGAGCUAAGAGGGAACCCUCCACCCAUUUCUCUACAAAGCCCUAGUCUCUUCAACACCCCUCAAAAUUCUCUAUCAGGUGCACUCAGAGGAUGCCUUGGCAGCCUUGAUGGAGCAUGCAUAGAGAAGCUUCUGCUCCACUGCGCAAGUGCCUUAGAGAGCAACGAUGUGACUUUGGCUCAACAAGUGAUGUGGGUGCUUAACAACGUGGCUUCGUCUAUGGGUGACCCUAACCAGAGGCUGACCUCUUGGUUCUUAAGAGCUCUCAUCUCCAGGGCUUCUAGGGUUUGCCCUACUACAGCUAUGAACUUCAGUGGCAGCAGCGGUCUUCAGAGGAGGCUGAUGACUGUGACUGAGCUCGCCGGGUAUGUUGAUCUAAUCCCUUGGCACAGGUUUGGAUUUUGUGCAGCAAAUAGUACCAUAUUUAAUGCAAUUCAAGGGUGCCCAAGAGUUCACAUCUUGGAUUUCAGCAUCACUCACUGUAUGCAGUGGCCUACUCUCAUCGACGCGUUGGCUAAGAGGCCUGAGGGGCCUCCUUCGCUCCGAAUCACUGUACCGUCUUUCAGGCCACCGGUCCCUCCUUUACUUAAUGUGUCGAGUGAAGAAGUCGGCCUCCGUUUGGCGAAUUUCGCUAAGUUCAGGGAUGUCCCUUUUGAAUUCAAUGUGAUUGAGGACUCAUCAUCAUCAACAAUGGGUGAAAUGAUAUCUAGAGAAUCCUCUAGUCUCUACUCUGAAUCACUCUUAAAUCAUUUGAAUCCUUCCAUGCUUGACCUUAGGGAUGAUGAGGCUUUAGUAGUCAAUUGCCAAAAUUGGCUACGAUAUUUGCCUGAUGACCAAAAGGGAAGGGCUCAAAAUGUUUCUUUGCGUGACACCUUCCUCGAAGUAAUCAAAGGCCUUAACCCUCGAAUUCUAGUUGUGGUGGACGAGGAUGCUGAUUUGGGUGCAUCAAGUCUCACUUCUAGGAUCACUACUUGCUUCAAUUACUUUUGGAUCCCAUUUGAUGCCUUGGAGACAUUCCUCCCCAAGGACAACCACCAAAGAAUAGAGUAUGAGGCCGAUAUAGGCCAUAAAAUCGAAGACAUCAUCACCUACGAAGGGCUUCAGAGGAUCGAAAGGCUCGAGUCCGGUCCCAAAUUAUCACAAAGAAUGAAGAGCUCCGGAUUCCUGAGUAUACCAUUUUGCGAAGAGACGGUGAGGGAAGUGAAGUUCCUACUAGAUGAACAUGCGAGCGGGUGGGGAAUGAAGAGAGAAGAGGAUAUGCUGGUGCUCACAUGGAAAGGUCACAAUUCAAUCUUUGCAACAGCUUGGUUCCCAAGUGGGCUUGAGGAUUAAUCACAAAGGGUUGUGACCUAAUUAAGUUCCCUAAGAUUAAAGGGGACAGUGCCCUUCAAGUAUCUCACAUCUAGCUAGUUAGGGCAUGGCUUUACUGGACCUACCAUGACAUGGGACUUUUGAUUUUUAUCUUCUGAGCGUGGUCCAAAAGAUCCAAAUCAAGGGCAGUGACAAAACUUGGUUGCUUUUCUUUUCUUUCUUUCUUUCUUUUUUAUUUAUUUUUCCUUUGUCAAAAGGCUGCAAAUGGGGCACCAGACAAGAAGGACAAGGGCAACUUCUCCAAAAUAACUCCAUUUCAUCACCUUUGUCUCCUAAUCGAUCUCCUUGCUGUCAUCACAUGUAAGGCAAAGAGAGAAAUUGUACAUACCUUCUCUGUAUGAGACAAAAACUCUCACUUUGUUUCUGGAAAUCUGAAAGUAACCCAUUUGCUCUUAUUAGUCUUAAUCACA